Ornithodoros turicata is the source of this 1982-nucleotide messenger RNA. RefSeq names its product monocarboxylate transporter 12-like. NCBI's taxonomy places the organism in Eukaryota, Metazoa, Arthropoda, Arachnida, Ixodida, Argasidae. The coding region runs from base 59 to 1558 and encodes 499 amino acids. The transcript is spliced from 4 exons. Gene Ontology annotation, biological process: transmembrane transport. Gene Ontology annotation, cellular component: membrane. The record is from RefSeq and is a predicted model, not a curated record. Gene Ontology annotation, molecular function: monocarboxylic acid transmembrane transporter activity.
UAAGACUUCUUAUAUAUAAGAAGAUCGCACGUGGGUUCAGCAAUGCUGUGCUCCUCGAAUGGCGACCAAGGAGAGGCCCCCGCCUGGACCAGAUGGCCGCUCCAGCUGGAUCAUCGCUGGGGUCUGCUUCUUAAUAUCUCUCCUGUCUGCCGCUUACUCUCGAUGCUCCAGCCUGUUCUUCACUGCCACUAUGUCAACGUUUGGGGUGCACAGGGCAGACGCUGCUCUGCCCGUCAGCGCCGUUGGAGGGUUUUAUAACCUCGCGGGUCUCUUUGCCGGUCCACUCAUUCACCUGUACGGUGUUCGACGCGUGUCUAUUGCCGGUGGAAGCUUGAUGGCUGUUGGACUAAUAUCAUCUUACUGUGCUCAGGGAACCACCUUCCUCAUAGUAUCCUUAGGUUUCAUUUACGGGAGCGGGUACGGCAUACUAUUCGCUUCUGCACUGGUUGCAAUCAACCAAUACUUCGAGCGGCACAGAGGCGUUGCACAAGGCAUCAACCUGACGGGGGCUACAAUGGCGUCCUUUGUCUUCCCCAAGAUGCUGGAGUACCUGAUCAACCAGGUCGGCAUGAGAAUGACACUCCUGGUACUCGGUGUCGUCUUACUGAAUCUCCCUCUACUGAGUCUCCUUCUUCGGCCUCCACCUUGGGACCUCGAGAAAGUGAACGUGUCUUGCAUUGAGAAAGUGAAGAUAGAAAAAAAAGAAUCUCCGUCUGCACUGGAAUCCAGCAGACAAGUGUUGUCCAAUCCUCGCUUCUACUUCCACGCGACUGGUUAUUUCUCCUUCUCCUUCUUCCUGGACAGUUUCUUGACGAUCGUUGUCGAUUACGCGGUCGACAGUGGCCUCAGUGUGUCCGACGCCGUGUUUAUGCUGACGCUCUUCUCCAUAACAGAUACUGUGGGAAGGCUUUUGCUGCCAGUCAUCGGAGAUCGAAAUCUCGUUUCGCACACAACUCUCAUGACAAUCUCGUACAUGGCGAUAGCACUACUAUCGCAGCUCUUGCCGUGGAUGCAUGGAAAAUUGACGCUCUAUGCGGUCUGCCUCGCGUUUGGCUUGCCAAUGGGUUAUGCCAUCGUCGGUUUCACGCAAGUCCUCACGAAUGAAGUGGGGCUAAAGAACCUCCCCGUGGCUUACGGAUUCGUGGCGGCCAUCACAGCAGUGGGAUCCUUUGCAAGGCCUCUUAUCAUAGGUGAGACACCUUGGGUUAUAUACCAUUUGAGUUACACAGUAGAGCACUGCACGAGCCCGGGCUUACCCGACAACACGAGCCCAGCCCGGCCCGGCCCGUGCCGGGUAAAGCUUUCUUUUUGCGGGCCUGGGCUGGGCUUGGGUUUGAUCAUUAUGGGCCCAGGCCAGGCCCGUAUAUUGCCGGACCUAGGUCGGACUCGAGCCUGUGUUACCCCUCUUUUAGUUAGCCACGGUCAAAUUUUACAGCCUGACACAAUGGGCCGGGUAGCCUAUACAUUUCUCGGUCUCCGGUCUGGCUUGGGCCGAAAAACUAAGAAUCCUUCGGGCUUGGGCCGGGCUAGGUCUGCAGCCGUCGGGCCGGGCGGGUAAACCAAAAGAAGGCCGGGCUGGGCCUGGGCCUAAAAAUCCGGCCCGUGCAGUGCUCUAUUACACAGGCAGACAGAAAAGGGACAAGAUCCUCUAAAGAAAAAAAAAAAAGACGUUUGCUUUUGGCGAUGUCCGACAAAGAGAUGUCCGACAGCUUUACCAGUAUUAUAACGGAAGCCAAAGCUUCCGUAUAUUUGCUAAACUUAAUCUUCCUUUUUAAAAAGUGUUACUGAAAUAUCGAUCAGCUCGAAAGUUCACAUAUGUAUAUUCGAUCCAACAACUCCCGUCGUCGCUCUAAUCUACUGACACUCAUCGCUUCUUUCUUAUGUCACAGGCUACUUCAGGGAUUCAUAUGGAAGCUACGAAGGACUUUUCAAACUCCUGGGUGGCAUGAUGACCAUAUCAUUUAUAUUUAAUGCUGUGCUAU